Messenger RNA from Penicillium pulvis, 483 nucleotides. RefSeq lists its product as uncharacterized. Bases 1 to 483 code for a protein of 160 amino acids. The transcript is spliced from 2 exons. The record is from RefSeq and is a predicted model, not a curated record. Lineage: Eukaryota; Fungi; Ascomycota; Eurotiomycetes; Eurotiales; Aspergillaceae.
AUGUUCUGUCUCCGGAGCUGGCUUCCGCUCCUCUUCAUCCCAACAAAUGCCUCGCCGCUAUUCAUCAUUUCUUUCGUGGCGCUAACAUACACCAUCCACCGACCAUGCAUCUACUGUUCCGCGCUCCUUCUUAUCCUGUUCGCAUCAUCCUGCCACUGGUCUGACCGGUGCAUAUUCGAUCUUCGAAGCAACUGGUUUGCGCCACGCUAUAGCUCCCAGUCAGGCGGAGAGUAUGUGCCGAUGCCCGGGAACGCCACGAUGGCAGCACCGCUUCCUGGUGAUAGCCUUGCGAGCUUUGUGUUUGACACGGUCAAUUCUACUGCAAAGGUUCUAGCAGGAGCGGCCAUGGAUACUGCACAGCAAAGUUUUGGAAUCGAGUCACGGCCUGAUGAAUGGACUGGAGUUGGAUUAGAAUGGUUGCGCAGUUUGCUGGGACGGCGAGAGUGGACACUUCCUUGCAUUGAUGUCAAGGUCCGACUAUAG